AUGUCCGCGCCCCUCGUCUGGCUCAUCACCGGUGCCUCCUCCGGCCUAGGACGACAGGUCGCCCUCGAAGCCCUUAACCGCGGAGACAAAGUCAUCGCUACUGCCCGCCCAACCUCCGUAGCGAAGCUGGCCGACCUCAAGGAUCAAGGCGCUGACGUUCUCGAACUGGACGUCACUGCGCCACUGGAGGUGCUGCAUGAAGUCGCGAAGAAGGCUGCGGCGAUCCAUGGACGCAUUGACGCCCUCGUGAAUACCGCAGGAUAUAUCCUCAUUGGCCCUAUGGAAGAAACUACCCCGCAGGAGACACUCGAACAGUUCAAUGCGAACGUAUUCGGGGCUCUGAACGUUACGAGAGCUGUUCUUCCGUACAUGCGCGAAAAGAAAACUGGGACCAUCAUCUUCGCAGGGUCGAUUUGCGGGCUGGAGUCAACUCCAUUUGCUGGCAUCUACGCCGCCACGAAAUGGGCCCUUCGAGGAGUCUCCCAGUCUCUGCACGAUGAAAUAUCACCCCUCGGUCUCCGAAGCCUCUGCGUCGACUUUGGAUACUUCCGCACCGCCAUCCUCCAGAGCGAGCGGCUCGUCACUCGCGAGUCCACUCUAGCGGAUUACCAAGACAGGCUACAGCGGCACCAACCAGGCGACCCAGUGAAAGGCGCGAAGGUCGUCGUCGACAUCGUCAAGGGCGAAGGGGUGGCUACUGGGAAAGCGUUCCCGCGCUCACUCGUCCUUGGGACUGACUGCUACAAUGCGGCGAAGAAGGAAGUCGAAGGAAUGAAGGAGAGGUUGGAGGAGUGGAAGGAGGUCUCGCUCAGUACUGAUUUCGCAAGCUAG
Cyclocybe aegerita is the source of this 831-nucleotide messenger RNA. NCBI's taxonomy places the organism in Eukaryota, Fungi, Basidiomycota, Agaricomycetes, Agaricales, Hemipholiotaceae. The record is from the annotation of a GenBank genome assembly.